This is a messenger RNA of Paraphaeosphaeria sporulosa, 885 nucleotides long. RefSeq lists its product as uncharacterized. The annotation marks the transcript as partial. Lineage: Eukaryota; Fungi; Ascomycota; Dothideomycetes; Pleosporales; Didymosphaeriaceae. The transcript has 3 exons. The record is from RefSeq and is a predicted model, not a curated record.
AUGCCCGGUGGUAUACAUCCUCCUCUGUCUGUCAUACUAUCAUGGCCAACACCGAACUACAUGAACCCUGUCACUAGACCAAGAGUCGCGACCAUAUUAUCGUGUGUUUUCGGGCCCCUCACAACUCUCCUUCUCUUCGCGAGACUGUGGGUCAGAAUCCGCGUGCAACAAAACGCAGGUUUGGAUGACUGGUUGAUGAUAGCAGCGAUUGUACCGCUUGGUGCGCUGACAAUCAUCAUCCCUUUGGCGUCAGACGUGUACGGCUUCAACAAACACGUGUGGGAUGUCCAGCCGCAUUUCUACGUGAUUGAAAGGAAAUACGUCAUGGCAAUUGAAUCAGUUUUCUGUGUCGCCUCGGGGCUCAUCAAAGUUUCCAUCCUUCUGUUCUACAAGCGUCUAGGCUCACGUGCCGUCUCCAAUACCUACCGCUGGGCGAUCAAGCUAACCAUAGCCUUCAUAACGGCAUAUUCCAUCGCAUUCGCGCUCGUACCGAUCUUCGGCUGCCAACCUAUAUCCGCGUUCUGGGAUCAAGUCGACAUAAUCAAGACUGCGAUGGGCUACGAGUAUAAAUGCUUCAAUGAAGGAGCAGACGUUUUCUCCGCUUGCAUCAUUUCUACAGCCCAGGAUUUGCUCACUGCGAUACUUCCCACCUUUCUGUACUGGAAACUUCAGAUUCCAAUUCGUCAGAAGAUCGCUUUGUUCGGCAUUUUCGCGAUCGGUUACGGGGUGGUCGCGAUUGGAGCACUGCGCUCGUAUUUCUCCUGGCAGAUCUUUUUCGAAACAUACGAUGUCACCUGGGUCACAUGGCACACCUGGAACUGGACGCUGCUUGAGAUUCACAUGGGGGCUCUGUGUGCUAACGCACCGGCACUGAAGAUAUUCUUC